Messenger RNA from Solanum tuberosum (potato), 717 nucleotides. RefSeq lists its product as uncharacterized. The coding region runs from base 1 to 717 and encodes 238 amino acids. The transcript has a single exon. The record is from RefSeq and is a predicted model, not a curated record. Lineage: Eukaryota; Viridiplantae; Streptophyta; Magnoliopsida; Solanales; Solanaceae.
AUGGAAGUUGAAGAAUUCCUUAACCUCUUUGAUUUUCACUGGUUUCAAUCUCAAAUACUCAAACCCAAACACCCCUUUUCUACAACAACCCCAAUUCUUGAACCCAUCAAACAAAUUCUUGAAGAAACCCCAAAACUUUCAAGAACUCCAACUUUUAUGGUCAGAUCUCAGAGUGACCACUGUUUGAUCUCUAAAGAUUACACCUUUGAUAAUAUUUCAGAGAAAUCACAAUCCCCAUCUCCAAAAUCUGUUCUUGAAGCUAAACUUCAGCCAAUUCUGUCUGGAAAAGAAUACAAUGAGCUCAAAUUUUCCCCUGAAGCAGCUGUUAAAAACAGAGCAAAUGUAAGAAGCAGAAAGAAGCGAAGUAAAAAUAGUAAAAGUUUAUCAGAGCUAGAAUUUGAGGAGCUAAAAGGGUUUAUGGAUCUUGGAUUUGAGUUUUCAGAUAAGGAUAAAGAUUCAAAUUUGGUGUCAAUAAUUCCUGGAUUGAAGAGAUUAGGAAUGGAAAAUGAAAGGGGUUUUGAUGAAAAUGAUGAAAGUGGAGUUUCAAGACCUCAUCUUUCAGAAGCAUGGGGUGUUUGGGAAGAAAAGAAAAAAAUGGAGGAUUGGAAAAAGAAUGCAUUGAAAAGUUGGAAAAUUAAUUCUGAUUUUGGAAAUGAAAUGGAAAUUAAAGAUCAGUUGAAGUUUUGGGCUCAUACUGUUGCUUCUACUGUUAGAUAG